GAGCGCUUUACGGCAGCGCGCGCGACCUUUCGCGACAGCCGGCGGCGGAAGCGGCGGCCAUGGACGUGGGGGAGCUGCUCAGCUACCAGCCCAACAGGGGCACCAAACGGACCCGGGAGGACGAGGACGAGGAGCCGAAGCCGCGGCACAAGCCAGCCGGCACUCGGGAGCGGGCCCGUUACCGGGAGGAAGAGCCUCCGGCGGCCGAGGACUCCGAGGAUGACAAGAAGAAGCUUCUGCACAUCUUUGAACGAGGCGAGGAGGAGGAGGAAGAGGAGGAACCUCUGGACGAAAGCUCCGUGAAGAAGAUGAUCCUGACCUUUGAGAAGAGGUCUUACAAGAACCAGGAGCUCCGCAUCAAAUUCCCAGACAACCCAGAGAAAUUCAUGGAGUCCGAGCUGGACCUGAACGACAUCAUCCAGGAGAUGCACGUGGUGGCCACCAUGCCGGACCUCUACCACCUCCUGGUGGAACUCAACGCCGUGCACUCGCUCCUCGGGCUGCUGGGGCAUGACAACACCGAUGUCGCCAUUGCGGUGGUGGAUCUUCUGCAGGAGCUCACGGACAUUGACACCCUGCACGAAAGCGAGGAAGGGGCCGGGGUCCUCAUAGACGCCUUGGUGGACGGGCAGGUGGUAGCGUUGCUGGUGCAGAAUCUGGAGCGUCUGGAUGAAAGCGUGAAGGAAGAGGCCGACGGUGUUCAUAAUACUCUGGCUAUCAUUGAGAACAUGGCAGAGUUUCGGCUGGAGGUGUGCGCAGAUGCCGCCCAGCAGGGCCUCAUGCAGUGGCUUCUCAAGAGGUUGAAGGCCAAGAUGCCUUUUGAUGCCAACAAACUCUAUUGCAGCGAAGUGCUGGCCAUUCUCCUCCAGAACACAGACGACAACCGGGAGAUGCUGGGGGAGCUGGAUGGGAUCGACGUCCUGCUUCAGCAAUUGUCGGUCUUCAAGCGGCAUAACCCGGGCCCUGCGGAGGAGCAGGAGAUGAUGGAGAACCUCUUUGACGCGCUCUGCUCUUCGCUGAUGCUCAGCUCCAACCGAGACCGUUUCCUGAAGGGCGAAGGGCUGCAGCUGAUGAACCUCAUGCUCAGGUGAAGGACGGACGGACGGACGGACGGC
Molecule: messenger RNA, 1115 nt
Organism: Thamnophis elegans (Western terrestrial garter snake)
Lineage: Eukaryota; Metazoa; Chordata; Lepidosauria; Squamata; Natricidae
Gene: CTNNBL1
Product: catenin beta like 1
Exons: 10
Coding region: 60-1091 (343 amino acids)
Cellular component (GO): spliceosomal complex
Source: RefSeq, a predicted model, not a curated record